Molecule: messenger RNA, 924 nt
Organism: Pocillopora meandrina
Lineage: Eukaryota; Metazoa; Cnidaria; Anthozoa; Scleractinia; Pocilloporidae
Source: the annotation of a GenBank genome assembly
AUGACGAAUUUCACUACAAUCUGCCAGAACUUCGAAGAACAGUACAACAUCAUCGCCAAAAGCUCAGGCGCCGUAUACUUCAUCAUUUUUGUGGUAAACAUUGUUAUGUCCGUCACCGCAAUUUUAGGCAACAGCUUUAUAAUAGGUGCUCUUCGUAAAUGCAGCUCACUGCACUCGCCUUCUAAAGCGUUAAUCUUCAGCUUGGCAUUCUCUGAUCUCGCAGUCGGCUGCAUAGCACAGCCCUUGUUUAUAAUUCACAGAUCGGCCGCCUUAACACGUAGCUACCGCCUUUUUUGUAUCUCUGGAAUGAUGUCGAACUUUGUGGGAAGUACCGUCGUAAGCGCUUCAUUUGUAACGUCCACCGCCAUCGCGGUGGAUCGUUACCUCGCUCUACGUUUACGCCUCCGCUACCGCGAAGUGGUUACGCUCAAGCGUGUCAUCAUCGUUCUUUUUGCAAGCUGGUCAGCGUCGCUGAUCUGGUCUGCGCUUUGGUUCUGGGACCAGAACGUGCAAAAUUAUUCACGAGCUGUGUUGUUUUGUCUUUGUUUUGCAACAACAACCUCUUCGUACGUUAUCAUCUACAAAAAAAUUCUACGAUACAGAUGUCGCGUUGCGGAACGAUUCGGCAACGCGGUGGUUGGGAACUUUUCCGGACGUCGUACAUUCAACGUGGUACGUUUUCGUCGAUCCGUAAGCAGCAUGUGUCACAUCUAUUGUUGUCUUUUGGUUUGCUAUUUGCCUUAUAACUGUCUUAUGGCUGUAAUCCGCAAUGCAGUGCAGUUGACAUCUUUGACCGUAGCUCUUCACGUCGCUUUUGCCACCCUUGUCUUGUCAAAUUCUGCUUUGAAUCCAUUCGUGUUUUGUUGGUGCAUACCGGAAAUUCGCCUCAUCGUCAAAUCGACAAUCUGCAGAUUUCAACACUGA